Nicotiana tabacum (common tobacco) is the source of this 2089-nucleotide messenger RNA. Its product is annotated as putative mitochondrial adenine nucleotide transporter BTL1. Gene Ontology annotation, biological process: transmembrane transport. The record is from RefSeq and is a predicted model, not a curated record. Lineage: Eukaryota; Viridiplantae; Streptophyta; Magnoliopsida; Solanales; Solanaceae.
GUAUGGGCGGGAGGUUUAGGCGGGGGCCCAUAGACCGGAAAAGAUCAGGUGAGCACAUCGAAGAAACCCUAGUAAUAUCCCAAUAUCGCCAAACCAAGUGCUUCGUGGAGGGAGAAACGUAAAUUCCAGUCAAAAGAAAAAUCUCCCUCUCCGUAGUCCGUCCCAUCGGCCAAAUGCUAAAAAAACAUUGGUCCCAUUCCCAGUCUCAACAAACACGUUUUAUCCUUUUCGACGAUCUAUCCUCUUUUGUCUUGUUUUUCUCCGAAUGAGAUACACAUGCUUGAAUUCAGGAAUAGUAUUCCAAAUGCGGCGAAAGUCACAGCUCGAACAAUCACUACCUACUAAUAUUUUAGCGUUUCCCUUUUGGAGUUGACAGAAAUAUGGCUGCGGAAUCCCAAUCGCAGAAGAAGAGUUACUGUAUCGUCGGAGAUGUAUAUCGUGGUGUCAUGAUUGUACCCAAGGAGUUGGACCUUUCUCCUACCAAGGAUCUCAUGCACCAUCAAAUUAACCUUCAACUCAAGUUCCCUGACGUGGGUCGAGCCUUUACCAAUUUUACCAGGACUAGAGAAGUCGGUGAAUUUCUCAGUGGUGCUUUGGCUGGGGCGAUGACCAAGGCCGUUCUAGCUCCUCUUGAAACCAUCAGGACAAGAAUGGUAGUCGGUGUUGGGUCCAAAAACAUUGGUACAAGUUUUAUUCAGGUUAUUGAGCAGCAGGGUUGGAAAGGGCUGUGGGCUGGUAACACAAUCAACAUGUUACGGAUAAUUCCUACACAGGCAAUUGAACUUGCUACAUUUGAGUGUGUCAAGCGAGCAAUGAAUUCGGCACAAGAGAAAUGGAUCAAUACUGGCAACCCCAAGCUACAGAUUGGUAAUGCUAGCAUGAGCUUUUCUCUCUCAUGGCUGUCGCCAGUUGCUGUUGCUGGUGCUGCUGCUGGAGUUGCAGGCACACUUGCAUGUCAUCCGCUUGAAGUGCUGAAGGAUCGGCUGACUGUGAAUCCUGAGGUCUACCCCAGUCUAUGCAUUGCAGUUCACAAGAUUUACAAGGAGGGUGGAAUUGGAGGCUUGUAUGCUGGACUUGGGCCAACAAUAAUUGGCAUGCUCCCAUAUAGCACUUGUUACUAUUUCAUGUACGAGACAAUGAAGAAAUCAUAUUGCCAAGCACAGAAGAAAAAAUCUCUAAGCCGUGCAGAGAUGCUUCUUAUUGGAGCUUUCUCGGGUUUAACAGCUAGCACUAUCAGUUACCCAUUGGAGGUGGCAAGAAAGCGGCUAAUGGUGGGUGCUUUGCAUGGUAAAUGUCCACCUCACAUGGUGGCAGCACUUUCAGAAGUCAUUAGGGAUGAGGGUUUGUUAGGCCUUUAUAGAGGCUGGGGUGCGAGUUGCCUAAAAGUAAUGCCAUCAUCAGGCAUUACUUGGAUGUUCUAUGAAGCUUGGAAAGACAUAUUGCUUGCUGAUAGACGUCAUGUGUUACAGUAGACAUAGUAGCACAAGAAAUGAAAUCGUAUUUCCACCCUCCCAUGUGUACAAUGAUUUGACUACUGUAACGUACUCAAGCUGGAAGCUGGCGAUGGUAGGAUGGGUCAACCGUGGUGUCUGUCAUCAUGAGAUUCAUUAUAGCUGUGCAUCCAGAAUUUUUGUUUGCCAUCUUCCCCACUCUUCCGUGUGCACUAAGAAAUUUCUUUAACAUUUCUGUAAACGACAGAACAUGCAUUUAUGAUUACUGCAAGAAUUACAGGCUUUUGCCUUUGUAAUUUCUUCGAGUACUUGUUUCUCAAGGGUCAGUGUUGUGGUACUACUUGGUUUGACCAGAUAAACACUCUUAAGCAUAUCAUGGCAAGGGCAGUCAAGUUUGGAGAAGCAAAUGGGCCAAAGUUUGUUUUAUUCUCCUACAUGUUGAUAAUGGGGACAACGGGGGCUUCUGAUUUUGGUGUACUUGGUUGAUGCUCUGCAGUGUUCAUGUUUUUCUAUUUUUCUUUAUGUUCAUUUGGUUGAUGCUCUAUACGGCACGCAUAAGUUGUGUAAUGGUGCAGAGUACUUUACUUGGUAGAAACUUGUUGAUAAAUUAAUGAGACGGGAAUAUCACAUUACGAUGA